Molecule: messenger RNA, 4212 nt
Organism: Ficedula albicollis (Collared flycatcher)
Lineage: Eukaryota; Metazoa; Chordata; Aves; Passeriformes; Muscicapidae
Gene: FNDC7
Product: fibronectin type III domain containing 7
Exons: 13
Coding region: 380-2557 (725 amino acids)
Molecular function (GO): protein binding
Source: RefSeq, a predicted model, not a curated record
AUUCUCACUGGGGAGGUGCCCGGUGAGGAGGGCUCGCCCCCUGAGGAAGGAGCUUCCUUCUGCUCCGGGGAGCCCGGGACGGCGGGAUCCGCUCCCGACCCCGAGGCGGGCCCUGGCCAGGUGCGGGGAGCAGGGGGCAGCUGGAGAGCGCCUGGCCGGGCUGGCUCCCGAAACCUGCCCUGGUCCGAGUCCCCUUGGGGUAAAACCGGGGCUACCUCACGACAGCGGCCUCAGGUUCCCCCUGACAUACGUGUAAACUACCAAAGAAAACACUGUCGUGUAUACACAGACGCCUAUAAUCGUCUGUCAGAAGUUACAGUUUGAAGACAUAAAGUCGUGUUCUCAAAGGGGAACCAGCAGCUGGAGCAAAUACGAAGGAAUGCGAGGAAAAUUUCUCUUUCCGCAACGCCAGAUAUUGUCAGCAAACACAGCUCCAGAUAUACCUGUUAUUGACCAAGCUUAUUCAAAACUUAGCAACAGUAUCACAGUGGAAUGGAGAGCAGUACCUGGGGCUACUAAUUACAUGCUGACUGCAGAAGAUGGAGAUUCCUUCUUUGAAACCAUAGUAAAAAAUUCUCCAGGCACAGUGACGGGACUGAAGCCUGCCACGUUGUACCGAAUCACUGUCAGAUCUAUAAAUUCAGGAGGAAAAAGCCAGCCUUCACCUUUCAGAAAAGUAAAAACAGUCCUGGCUGCUCCAAUUCUGUCUGUUCAUUCUCCAAGUUGUGACUCCAUUGCAGUGAGCUGGAAAGCUGUGCACACAGCAGCUGGGUUCUCUGUGUCACUCAUAAGAUCAGAUGGUUUGGGCAGAAUGCUGAAGCAGAACACCACCAAUACCUCCUUGAUAUUUACAAAUCUAGAUCCAGGAACUCUCUAUACUAUCAAGGCUUAUGCCUGGAAUGCCAAUGGGAUGCCUGGAGAUGAUUUCACAUAUAACCAAAGAACAAGUCCUAAUGCACCAGUGGAUGUUAAAGUAGCUUUCAAUAGUGGUGCUUUAAGAGCUGUUGUCUCUUGGAUGCCAACAGAAGGAGCUCUAACUUACAGUGUCACAGUCACCAGUGGACUCCUGAAACUGAGGUGUAACACAUCUUCUGCCUCCUGCGUGGUGCCAUCCCUCCAGUGCAGCUCUCAGUAUUAUGUGUCUGUCACAGCACACAAUGAUGCUGGAUCCAGUGAACCUACUGAUGCAGUAAGCUUAAAAACUGUUCCUUGUGCACCAGUAAACAUCUCAAUUGAGGAGGAUGAACCUGGUCACCUGCUGGUAUCAUGGUCUAGCGUCAGUUUAGGUCAUUAUUACGUGGUUUUUGUGAAGAGUGAUGAUGGCUUGGAAGUGCACUGCAACACAUCAUACACUCAAUGCCAUUUCCAGUCCGACUGUGGUUUCACUUAUUUCAUUAGUGUCUUUGCAUAUAACAAGGCAGGGCAGAGUCCUUUAGGUGAUGUAUUUAAUUACACUACUGCUCCUUGCUGCCCCAGUGACUUCAGGGCCGCGUUCAUGUCAAGCGACACGGUGCGGGUCACCUGGGCUCCUGUGCGAGGCGCUGACCUGUACGAGACGCGAGCGGCGGGCGGCAGCGGCGAGGUGCUGUGCAGGGACACGGCCACAGCCUGCACGCUGUCGGCUCUGCGCUGCAGCACCCCCUACAACAUCACCGUGUACUCCUUCAGCGAGGCCCGGGGCAGCAACACCUCCUGCGCGCCUCGGCACGUGGCCACAGCUCCCUGCAGUCCUGAAAUUAAAAAUAUCUCAAAGGAGGGUGUAUCUGUAAUCAGUGUGCAGUGGCAGCCUAACAAUGAAGAAGCUACAUAUGUUGUCACUGCCAGAGGAGAGGCUGGACUUUGGCACUGCACAAGCACCAGGAAUUCCUGUACCCUAAUGGAUCUUCCCUGUGGAUCUGCUUUCUCUGUAAGUGCUAUAGCAAGAUCACCAGCAGGACAGAGCUUACCAAGCUACAGUAUCCCUUUAGAGACAGCUCCUUGUUGCCCUAGUGACCUGACACUAUCACAAGUGACACAGUCAGUAACCAAUAUUAGCUGGUCUGUUGGGAAGGGUGCACAGACAUACGUAACAGCACUGGAGUCUCCAAAAGGACAGGCAAAGUGUCACACACUUCAGACCUACUGUCUCCUGGGAUGUAUCACAUGUGGCACCAACUAUACAGUGUCUCUGAGAGCCAUUAGUGAGACGGGUUUGGCAUCCAGCUGCACCUAUCAGGGAUAUUCUUCCAGUGCUUGCUGCCCUUCUGGGGUGAAGCUCUAUAGACUCAGCAACAAUGGCAUCAGGGUGUUCUGGCGAGCUUCUGAUGAAACAAUAAACUACAAGGCUGACUUACAUGGCUCAAAGAGCAAUUUCAGCUGUACCCCCAGCUCGGGUCUGAGUUACUGUGACAUCACCAAGAUACCUUGUGGGGACGUCUACACUGUGAUGGUAGCUCCAGUGACUGACAAGGGGCCAAAGCUCACAUUUUGUCCUAAGAAAAUAUAUUCAGUCACCUGUUCUGGAAGCUCUGUUGGAAUGGUCAUUUCUAGAGGAAAGAGCAAUGUAAAACACAUCUAGAUGAAAUUCUGGUUCAGAUAAGGAGUCUUUUUCCCCCUGAAGCUGGAAAGACACAUCUGUGCUUAACUGCAACAUUCACAGCUGCUUGAGGACUGGGAGCAGGAAAGCUGAACCCCUAGCCAUAUCUGAGACCUAAUCCAGGCAGGACCUCCUCUCAUACUCCACAGUGGUUACUUUUUCAGCCGACUUUUAAAGUAAAGUUUAAUGUCAAUGGCUCUACAAACACGUGCAAUCUAACACAGUCUUCAGAAGCUCAUGUGUACAAAGGUAUCCAAAGACUACAGGGUUUUUAGAUCUAUUUUCAUUAUUCAUUUCACUUAUAAAAACAGACACUAUCCGUUUUGGCAACUGCCUUUCUUCAGAGAACACAUUAGGCGUUAGGUCAUCUCAGCCAAUACUUCUGAUCACUUGUGCAAGGUCUCAUGGGAAUCUCACCCUUCAGUAGACGGCCAAAAAAUUAUAUGCUGCUUCUUAAAACAUGAUCUGCCUUUAGUCAUGAUGAAACAAGACUUUCUUUAGGAAACAUUAUUUAAAAUUGCCCUGCAUUAGUUAAUAGAAAGUUGGUUUUAUUUCUCACUUAAUAAAAAAAAAAAUUAAACAGCCUUCUUCCUUGAGGGUUCUAUUUCAGUUAUUUCUUCUUCACAGACAUUAUUGCCAAACACUGUCACCACAGUGUGUUUAACUGGGUUUUCAGACAUCUAAAGCAAUUGGUUUCUUUUUGAACCAAAUUCAAGCCGCAAACUACUUCUUUACUCCUAAGCAAUUCUGAUAAUUCUAUGCUCUAACAGUAACUCUAACGUACUUUAAGCCAUUCUAAACUGUUAGUGUAUGUUUUCUUAAUUCUCCCUGGCAUACAGACCUUAACACCUCAAUUACACAUUACAAACAAUGUUGUAGUAUUAUUUUCAUCAGCUCCUCUCCCUUUUGUCACUGAAAAGAAGUAUAAUUGUAUCAGAAUGAAUUAUUUGUAUGUCUGUUGGGGGGAAAAAAAGGCAAAAAGCUGAAGAGGAGUCAUGAUUUCAAGAAAAAACCACAUUGAUUCAGCUCUAAAAAAGUGGGUAGCAGAUGUAUACAAUUACCAAAACAGGGAGGAAAAGCAACACAAAGAAACUGAGCCAGAUACACACCUCCUACUAUGGCAGUGUAUAACUUCAAGGUGUUGUUAUUCAGGCAUUAGACAUUGUCUAAUAACAAUUAUGUAACUGUUAACACUGCUGAUAAGUGAAACAGCACUGGCAUUCUCUGAGCUGAUUAAAAAAUAUGGUCAGGUUCUCUCCAGACUGAGGUAAACACUUUUAUGGGUCAUGGUGACUCCACAAGAAAGGACAAUUAAAGGUCAUGUUUUUAUGGAUGCUGUUUCUUUACUAUUUACUUGUAUGAAGCUCUGGACUUCAAGAAGCACAAAAAUCCCAAGCAGUAAAAUUCUCAACCAAUCAAACAAAAAAAUCCUACCAAGAAACCUGAACAACCCAACCCCACAGCCUCUUGAAAGAGGACUUGAGAACCAAGAAAAUUCCUGUUGAAGGCUUGGAGGUAGGCAGCACAUGGAUAUGCUAAAAUGCAAGCUUUAGAACAGUAUCUGUGAAAUCCUGUGGACUAACAAAUGAGGUGAUUAAAACCACCUACGUUAUUUCACAGCAGCAUUAUUUAAUGCU